AUGAUGACCGCCGACCCCAACUCGUUUGAGGCGAUCAAGCCAAAACUGACAAGACAAACACUGCAGGACAUUGAGGGACUCGACCCUCAUAAGUACGGCUUCGGUCGCGAGGAGUGCUGCGGCCCGAUCCCCACCAAGAUUAUCGGCAGCAUGAGCCUGCGGGAGCAUAUCUUUCUGAACACCCAUAUACCGGCAGUGGAGUGGGACAAGCACACGGAGAACGUGCUGGGCUUUAAGGAGCUGAGUCAGCAUGUCAGGCAAAAGCGCCCAGGUGCGAGCUUCACUGUGUCGCACCUGGGCAAGGACACGGACGACUCAAUUCUACACGUGAAGGUUGACAGCGACACACAGGCGGUCAUUAUUACGCAAUACAGUGGCAUCUCGGCGCCGUAUGAGCUGCCGUGGGAAACGAAAGGCACACUGGCUAUCGACCGCUCGGGGGAGUACUUUAUCUUCAUCUGCACCCACUUCACACGCGACGCGCGCUGCGGCUACUGCGGGUCUGUCUUGAUUGACCUCUUCCGGCACGCUAUCCGCGAGACAAUGGGCACCAGUGGGGCAGAGCGAGUGACAGUGUGUCCGUGCUCGCACCUGGGUGGUCACAUCUACGCGGGGAAUGUCAUUAUCUACAGUCGCCACGGUGGCAUCUGCUACGGCCUCUUCAAGCCGGAGGAUGUUCAGACUGUAGUGGACGCCAUCGCGGAGGAUCGAGGUGUGAUUCCAGAGUCGCUCAAGGGUCGUAUUCGCGGGGAGAUGGGGACCUGCGUGGCGUAA
Molecule: messenger RNA, 774 nt
Organism: Leishmania braziliensis MHOM/BR/75/M2904
Lineage: Eukaryota; Euglenozoa; Kinetoplastea; Trypanosomatida; Trypanosomatidae
Exons: 1
Coding region: 1-774 (257 amino acids)
Source: RefSeq, a predicted model, not a curated record